Molecule: messenger RNA, 996 nt
Organism: Symbiodinium sp. CCMP2592
Lineage: Eukaryota; Dinophyceae; Suessiales; Symbiodiniaceae
Source: the annotation of a GenBank genome assembly
AUGGCGCUGAUGUUCCAGCGGGCAGCCUUCGUCACUCUUGUUCAUCUGGCGCUUACAGGAAACGCAGCCAGCUCGACAAAGCUGACUCCGCAAAAUCUGUUGGUAUGGAACCCGCACUGGCAGUGCUUCGUCUGGAACCAGAACGACUGCGCGGGGCACGUCAAAAACGCUUUGAACACGUUUCUGGUCGCCUUCGACCUAGACUUCGCCGGAAUCAUCGAGCUGUCGGAUGUGACAUACACUCCGACGCCUGGAUGGGAGUUUGUCGUCAGCCGUUGUGGGCAUGACGUGGUGCACCUGUUCUACAACUCCAAACGUUGGUAUCCGUCCAAUGAUACGCUGACACCUGGAUGCAUGCUGCAGUACCCGACGCAAGACCGGCCGUAUAUCCUCCAGCACUUCAGUUCACCAGAGGGCGCGGAGGUCAUUGUUGCCGCAGCUCACUUUCCGCACCCGAUGCUGUCCCGAGACGAGUCUGUGUAUUCGCGCACCGCCUCUACUGAGCUGCUUCAACGAGCCUUGGGGGACCUGAUGGACAAGACCGGCACGGACAAGGUCGUGCUGAUGGCAGACACAAAUGCCUACCGGUGGAUUUCCAACGACUUGAUUUGGGCAACUCAGCUCGAACUUCCAGGGCCAGUAAUCGGAUCCCAAUUGAUGAACACCUGCUGUCUCGAUGCAGACUUUCCGCCAGACUUGACUUUCGACCGAAUCAUUGCAAACUUCGGGAACUUUAUAUACUCAGCUGCAAUGUACAAUCCGGUGGACCUCCCGAAUUGGACCCGUCAGGUCCUAGGAGAUAGGGUGGGUGCGUUCCACCGCCCUGUCCUCGCACAGAUCGAGACGGUUCAGUCGGAGAGCCAUGGCCCAGAUCAUCGACUGGCAGCCCUCUGGACGGCCGUCAUCUUGCUGGGGAUCAGCACCGUGGUCUUGGCUGCCGGGCUUUCAAAAGGUCGGAAGCAGAUAGGCCAAAGAAUUAGGGUUGUUGGACCUUAG